Messenger RNA from Calypte anna (Anna's hummingbird), 1972 nucleotides. RefSeq names its product prohibitin (gene PHB1). Gene Ontology annotation, biological process: mitochondrion organization. The transcript has 7 exons. Lineage: Eukaryota; Metazoa; Chordata; Aves; Apodiformes; Trochilidae. The record is from RefSeq and is a predicted model, not a curated record. The coding region runs from base 116 to 934 and encodes 272 amino acids. Gene Ontology annotation, cellular component: membrane; mitochondrion.
ACGGGGCCAAUCAGGAACGGGGAUCUUGGCUCGGCGCGCAGGCGUGCUGGGGCGGACGGCCGAGGAUUCAUGUGGAGGAGGGGGUUGUUAAAGAGGCUGGAAGUGGAGGUGUGAAAUGGCUGCGAAGGUGUUUGAAAGCCUUGGGAAGCUGGGCCUAGGCUUGGCGGUUGCAGGUGGAGUUGUCAAUUCUGCUCUUUACAACGUUGAUGCUGGUCACAGAGCUGUCAUCUUUGACCGAUUCCGUGGGGUGCAGGACACUGUGGUGGGAGAAGGUACCCACUUCCUCAUCCCCUGGGUGCAGAAACCCAUCAUUUUUGACUGUCGCUCUCGCCCCCGUAACAUUCCUGUCAUCACUGGCAGCAAAGAUCUCCAGAACGUGAACAUCACAUUGAGGAUUCUGUUCAGACCAGUGACUGCCCAGUUACCACGGAUUUUCACCAGUAUUGGAGAGGACUAUGAUGAGCGUGUCCUGCCCUCAAUCACAACUGAAAUCCUCAAAUCUGUUGUGGCUCGCUUUGAUGCUGGAGAAUUGAUCACUCAGAGGGAGCUGGUGUCAAGGCAAGUAAGUGAAGAUCUCACAGAGAGAGCAGCAACUUUCGGGCUUAUUCUGGAUGAUGUCUCCUUGACCCAUCUGACCUUUGGCAAGGAGUUCACGGAGGCAGUGGAGAUGAAGCAAGUGGCCCAGCAAGAAGCAGAGAGAGCCAGAUUCAUUGUGGAAAAGGCUGAGCAGCAGAAGAAAGCAGCUGUCAUUUCUGCUGAGGGAGACUCCAAAGCAGCUGAGCUGAUUGCCAACUCUCUUGCCACUGCAGGUGAUGGUUUGAUUGAGCUGCGCAAGCUAGAGGCAGCUGAAGACAUUGCCUAUCAGCUCUCCCGCUCCCGCAACAUCACCUACCUGCCCUCUGGACAGUCUGUGCUCCUCCAGCUGCCCCAGUGAACCUGGCUCUGCAGCCCUAGCUAGCUAGCUUUAUCACCUCUACCUACCAGAUUGGGCCCUUAUCCAAAAAAGAAUCUUUGCAAUUUCCUCAGUGAUAAAAAGCAGGGGGAAAAAAAUUAUUCAACCUAUUUUGAAUUCUGUUAAUCAAAUAAAACUUCCAACACUUGACAACAGACCUGCAUUCCUCCCAUGUAUGGUCAGAGUAGUGGCUCCACUGACCAUGCAGCUAGGUUUGAGAAUUGCCCAGUUCCCAGGCAACAGGAGUAGAGUUUUCAUCUGCUCACUUCUGGAAUGAGUAGCCCAGGUGACUCCCUGCCUACAAGAGAGCUCUUGGUAAUCCGGUUUCCCAGCGAUGCUUCUGUGCCUUUAGGCUGGCUGAGCCACGAGCCAGGGUUGUGACAAACUUCCAGAUCCUGGAUGGUGGCACAGGGACACUCAGGGCUCACUCUUCAGUCCAGCCAGUCUAUUUUUUUUCAAGUAAGAGGACAUCUCAGCUGUUAGGCCAGCAGCUCUGCUGUGCUUGUGUGAACCUCAGCACUGAGAGCCUGAGGUGCAGAUCAAGUGGAUUGUGGCUGGGGGUGAGAACACCAGAGACUGACUUGGUGCAGGAGAUGGAUUUCAGGCAUGGAGGAGAAGAUCCUUCUCGUAUGAAUGGCAGCAACAGGGACAUCUCCACUUCUCCCCCUGCUGCUGCACACUUGAUCUGUUUGCUGGGGUGUUCCUGGUUGUGCAGUGUUGGUUCUUCCCCCAAGGUCAGUCCAAAGUGGCAGCUGGGCCUUGGCAAACAGCACCUGGGGUGAGGAGGGGAUGACUCAGUGCUCUGCAGCUCAGGCACUAGGCACUCAGAGUUGAGGCAGGAUUCUCUGUUACAUUGAGUCUCUUUCUUUUUUUUUUUUUCUUUUUUUUUUUCUUCUUUCUUUUCUUUUUUUUCUUCUUUUUUUUCUUUUUAAUUUAAGGAAGAACCUGAAUUGUAAGGAGGAUGUGAUGGGUUUGAGAUUGUAUCAGCAGCCUUCAAUAAAUGUCACAGUCCUAAGUGUA